AAGUAGUCACAACUCGGUAGCGAUGUGAGACGGACGCCACUCGCCCGGCCGCUCUUUCCUCGCGCUCUUUCGCGCCGCGGGCGAUUGCUCCACCGCGAAUUUGGGCCAAGCACAAAUAUUUCCCUCUCAGUCUCACUUACCAUUCACCUAUAUCUCCAUCCUCCUUCUCCGAUUCCACUCACAUCGUUAUUAUACGCUCAUUUAUGUAAUAAGUUCAAUGUUUACAUCGUGCGUAUCAGGUGAUGAAAGAAAAUACAUUGUGACUUGCCCCAGAUAGCAACUGAUAAGCUAAAGAAACGCAACUGCAACAGCUCCGAUUUGUGUAGAUAUUAUGGGUACAAGCCAGCUAGCAAGGUGACCAGAACACAAUGCCGGUGCUGCGUAACGCCGACCACCCCGCGGCGGUGGUCACCGACUCCAUUGCCACCAGGUAUGGCGUGGCGGUGCUCGGCGCCUGGGCUGCUGAGAGCGCGACCUAUCCAUUUGACUUGACGAAGACAAGAAUUCAAAUACAAACUGAAGUCGCGGCGACAAAGGAUGGAUUCAAGGUCGAGAACAUCGGCAUGAUCAAAACCGCGGUAGGCAUCGCUAAGCAAGAAGGAGUUCUGAAGCUAUGGGCUGGGCUGAUGCCUAUGUUCCAAAGACAUGCCAUCUACUCCGGCUGUAGGUUGAUCUUCUACGAAAAGUUCAGGGAAAUGAUGAAGAACGAUCAGGGGAAGAGCUCACUGGCUUCGGCGUCUAUUGGUGGGUUAGCGGCCGGGUCUCUCGCGCAGCUGAUCGCGUCUCCCACCGAUCUGGUCAAGGUCCAGAUGCAGAGUGAAGGUCGCAGGGUGGUGCAAGGAUUCGCUCCGAGGUUCCAGAACUGUCGGCAGGCGUACGCUGUGCUUUAUAGGGAGAGCGGGAUCAAGGGCUUUUGGAGAGGAGCGAUACCAAACGUGCAGCGAGCGGCGCUAGUCAACAUGGGCGACUUGGCCGCUUACGAUUACACCAAGCAGUUCCUCAUCCGAGAAGUUGGCAUGGCUGACAAUGCUUUGGUCCACGCGGCAGCUGCCUUCACGGCUGGCUUCGUGGCAGCUGUGAUGGGCACACCGGCUGACGUACUUAAGACCAGACUCAUGAACCAACCUGUGGGCCCGGAUGGAAGAGGCAAGCUUUACCGAGGCAUGAUCGACUGCCUACAACAAUCAGUGAAGAACGAAGGGAUCAUGUCUCUAUACAGAGGUUUUCUCCCCCUGUGGAUGCGACUGGGACCCUGGGCUCUCAUAAACUGGAUAGCAUUCGAAAACAUCAUGCUAGCAAUAGGCGGCCAUACGUUUUAAAACAUUCAAGAUUGUAGAUUUUUUGUUAACCGAUAGUUUGGUCGAGUUGUUAAUCAGUGAGAAUGCAUGAAAGUGCGCACUACUUACACCGAUUUGGUAUCGGCCGAUUCCUCGUACAAUUUAGGCCGACCAGACUAUCGGUUAAUAAAAAGUCUGUAGUCUAGGGGCUCUUAGCUACGUUAUAGGAAUUGUUAAAUACAAAUAAAGUUUAUUUUUAUUACCAAAUGAAACGACGCGUAGCUAUAAAGAAUAAGAGUGGAGAAGUAGGAUUUUAUGUUAAGAAAAAGUGAUAGUAAAAUAAGCGUUAGUGACUUUUUAUUUUUAUUUGGUUAAAUCAAUCUGUAAAAUAGAUACAUGUUUAUUUAAAUCACAGGCAUUGAUAACACUGACGCAAUAAAGAAUUACAUAGACUAGGUAUACAUUUACAUUAUUGUAUGAACAUAUUAUUCUAAUGAUUAAUGAAAAUGAAUUAAUGUAUUUAUCAUAUUCAGACAACGAAUUUUUUGUGUAUUCUCAAGUGUUGUCAGAUCUUGUGAGAUUUUUGAAAACGAACAAAAGUCUCGAAAUUUUAUUGAGUUAUUUACACAUUUAGAAGGUGCUACUCAUAACACUUACAUGUUAUACACAUUUUAAUACAAUACUAUACCGAAUUGAUUGACAAUACUUAUUGCAGUGUCUCAAGUUGUUACCAUCUUGCCUGUUCACGAGUGUUAGUCGUGUAAUAUUGACAAACGAUACUGUGAUUGUUCCUCUAAGAAUAGAUGUAUGAUUUCACAAAAUGAUUUAGC
Ostrinia furnacalis (Asian corn borer) is the source of this 2107-nucleotide messenger RNA. RefSeq names its product Uncoupling protein 4A (gene Ucp4A). The transcript is spliced from 7 exons. The coding region runs from base 369 to 1319 and encodes 316 amino acids. The record is from RefSeq and is a predicted model, not a curated record. NCBI's taxonomy places the organism in Eukaryota, Metazoa, Arthropoda, Insecta, Lepidoptera, Crambidae.